UUGAUUAUAGACAAUGUCAAAAUUUGACGGUUUGUCAAAAUGGCUCCUCCUCCUCCAACUGUUCCGACUUUUAAAGAUGGAAAACGCUCCAUAGAUUUUAUUUUAGUGUACAAAUUAUCGACUCUUGAUAGCGAAAAACAUGAAAAAAGGCACAAAGGCUUCUUGGAAAGCCUACAGAAAUUAGGAUUAGAAAUAGAGGAAGAACCUUUUUCGGUCGAUAAUGACGUAGUGUUUGUGAAAAUUUUCGCACCGGACAAGUUGAUUAUGCUGUUCGCGGGGCUGUUCGACGUCGAACUGUCCUGCCAGAAUUUCGAAUUCAGGCCUGUUGUACCUGUUCCCACGGGAUUCUUUGCCACUCCCUUGACCUCGCCCGAUAUUAACGAUCCCGAUUAUUCCAGAGCGCCAGAAGCGUUUAGUGGAGAUACACCCAAAAAGGUAACUUCCGCUGAGAAGAUUAUGGUAGUUAAUCACAUUUUAAUCAGGGCAAUUUAUGGCGUAGAUCGUGGUGAUUACGGAAUACACAAGCUUAUUAAGUUACACACUUUUGUAGAUGCCUACCCUCUACACGACGGUACCUGUAAAUGGACUGAUGAAGGACCACUAAACGAUAGGCAACUUCUACGACGUUACUGGGGUGGGUUUAAAGUGUGGCACAAGGCACAACCUGUCAACUUGAUUGAAAAAUACUAUGGAACCGAAAUAGCCCUCUAUUUUGCUUGGUUGGGAUUCUACGUGAAGAUGCUGAUACCUGCGUCCAUAAUCUCCAUUUUUGUUAUUGCUUAUGGCAUUGUUACGAUGCCAACGGCAUUUAACAGUGUUGGGAAAGAAAUUUGCGCGAGCAGCUAUAUGAUGUGUCCCAAGUGCCAUUUUAAAAAAUGCCAACUGUACAGGAUCAAGAACUACUGUGUGCUAGCCAAUUUGGCGUAUCUGUUUGAUAACGUGGUGGCUGCCAUUUUCGCUGCUGUUAUGUCAAUUUGGGCAACUGUUUUUAUGGAAAUGUGGCAACGUAGGGAGUCUGUGUUGCGUUUACAAUGGAAUUUGCAAUCCUUGGAGUAUGCUAUAAGCUUUAGGCCGCAAUAUUUAGAAGUUGCUGACAAACGCUACUCCACGGUGACCAAUAAAAUGGAACCAUAUUUACGUAGAGAAUACAUUUGUGCUCACUACACUAUCACCUUGGUGUCCGUUGUCUUAUUGCUGAUGGUUAUGUGUUUGGCGACUUUCAGUGUGAUGGUGUACAGGGUGACCGUUUUAAUUGCCUUGAUGAAAACCUCUUCAGCGGAAAUAAUCAAUAGCCAAAUAGGAGUUAUGGUGGCUUCUGUCUCAGGGGCCACACUGUCUGGACUAUUUAUUUUCUUUUUUCAAGCGUUCUACGAGUACAUAGCUCUGGCUCUGACCAAUCAGGAAUGUCACAGAACUCAAAGCAGUUAUUCCAACGCUUACAUUUUCAAAAGUUACGCCCUAGCCUUCACCAAUAAUUAUGCCGCUCUGUUUUAUGUAGCAUUUUUCAAGGGCAAGUUUUUCACGUACCCGGGGGAUCACAAAAUAUGGCACUACUUAGGUGGAGUAAACACCGACAUUUGUGAUGCCAGCGGUUGCAUAAUCGAUCUGUCCAUACUGUUAAUUAUUAUCAUGACCUUAAAGGCUUGUAUCAGUAAUAUUCAGCAGGUAUUUGUGCCAAUACUGAUGGAAAGAGCUAAUUCGAUGUUAACAAAAUUAAACAGUCGCGAUACCUAUGUGCCUCAGUGGGAAAAAGAAUUCGUCAUGGCAAAGACCGAAGAGUUUUUCAUUGUAAAAGAGUACAUGGAUAUGGUAAUUCAGUAUGGAUUCGUGACAUUUUUUAUAAUGGGUUUCCCUUUGGCUCCCUUAUUUGCCUUAAUCAACAACACAGUAGAACUGAGAGUGGACGCAUCCAAAAUCUCAAAAAGCUACAGGAGGCCUGUACCCAAUAAAGUUGUAGGGCUAGGUGCAUGGUUUGCCAUUUUACAAGCGAUGACUUACAUAGGAGUAAUGACAAAUGCUCUGGUGAUUGCCUUUACCAGUAACUUUUUAGAAAAAGUUGCUGUGUAUAUUUCCGGUAAAGGGAAGUUUAGUUUUUUGAAUGAAACCCUUUCAGCAUUCAGCAUAGAAGAAUUUGACAUAAUCGAUGGCCCGAAAAUCAAGCUAAACCAAAGCAUUUGCUACUACCCUGGAAAACGCUACCCUCCAAAUCACCCUUUCAAGUACGAAAAUCGGCCAGGCUUUUGGUUUCAUCUGAGCGUUAAAUUUGCCAUUGUGAUAUUUUUUGAGCAUGUAGUAAUUGUAAUAAAGGGUUUGGUGGCCUAUGCUAUACCGGAUGUCCCGUUUUCGGUGAGACAACAAGUCAGUUUUCAGGAAAGAUUGCGAAAGAAAAUAAGAAUGAAGACGUUAAAUAAGGAAUAUUUGAAACAGUUAAAAAAAUAACGACAGACAGAAAGAGUGAAAAAAUAACUAAUAUUUAAUUUAUAUGUAAUUUUAAUACUUAUAGAAUUAAAAGGUGUCGUACUUA
This is a messenger RNA of Sitophilus oryzae (rice weevil), 2524 nucleotides long. RefSeq names its product anoctamin-5-like. Gene Ontology annotation, molecular function: protein dimerization activity; chloride channel activity. Gene Ontology annotation, cellular component: plasma membrane. The transcript has 17 exons. The record is from RefSeq and is a predicted model, not a curated record. NCBI's taxonomy places the organism in Eukaryota, Metazoa, Arthropoda, Insecta, Coleoptera, Curculionidae. Gene Ontology annotation, biological process: chloride transmembrane transport. Bases 40 to 2439 code for a protein of 799 amino acids.